Messenger RNA from Acanthisitta chloris (rifleman), 2568 nucleotides. It is a transcript of the gene SEMA4D, whose product is annotated as sema domain, immunoglobulin domain (Ig), transmembrane domain (TM) and short cytoplasmic domain, (semaphorin) 4D. Gene Ontology annotation, molecular function: chemorepellent activity; semaphorin receptor binding. The transcript is spliced from 14 exons. Lineage: Eukaryota; Metazoa; Chordata; Aves; Passeriformes; Acanthisittidae. Gene Ontology annotation, biological process: ossification involved in bone maturation; semaphorin-plexin signaling pathway; negative chemotaxis. The record is from RefSeq and is a predicted model, not a curated record. Bases 1 to 2568 code for a protein of 855 amino acids.
AUGGCUCUGUGUGCUUUUUAUGCAGUUUGGGCUUUGUUGCUAAAAGUGGCAAUAGCAUUUGGCCCAGUACCGAGGAUCACUUGGGAACACAGAGAGGUCCAGCUAAUACAUUUUCAUAAAUCAGAAGUGUCAAACUAUUCAACCUUGCUGUUAAGUGAAAACAAAAGCGUUUUAUAUGUGGGAGCCAGGGAAGUGAUCUUUGCCUUAAACGCAAUGGAUAUUUCCGUGAAGCUGCAUGAGUUACCCUGGGAGGUCACAGAAGAUAAAAGGAUUAAAUGUGCAGUCAAGGGCAAAUCAGAACAGACAGAGUGUCGCAAUUACGUGCGUGUCUUGCAGCAGCUGAACGAUACUUUUCUCUAUGUGUGUGGAACUUACGCAUUUCAGCCAACAUGUGAUUACCUGAAUGUAAUUUCAUUUAAACUUGGAGGUAAAAAUGAAGAUGGGAAGGGCAGAUGUCCAUUUGAUCCUGCUCAAAGCUACACAUCUAUUAUGGUUGAUGAGGAGCUUUAUUCCGGUACUUCUUACAAUUUCUUGGGAAGUGAACCUAUUAUUUCACGGCACUCUCAUCAGAGCCCUCUGAGAACAGAAUAUGCAAUACCUUGGCUUAAUGAGCCCAAUUUUGUUUUUGCUGAUGUGAUAAGAGCAGAUCAAAACAGCACAGAUGGAGAAGACGACAAGAUAUACUUCUUUUUCACUGAGGUGUCUGUGGAGUAUGAGUUUGUUGGAAAACUGAUGAUUCCAAGAAUAGCUAGAGUGUGCAAGAGGGACCAAGGAGGAUUAAGGACCUUGCAGAAAAAAUGGACUUCCUUUCUCAAGGCCAGACUGAUUUGUACCAUCCCUGAUAAACAUUUGAUUUUCAAUGUUAUCAAUGAUGUUUUUAUUCUCAAGUCUCCGAAUUUGAAGGAGCCAGUGAUAUAUGGAGUCUUCACCCCACAACUGAAUAACGUGGGUUUGUCAGCAGUGUGUGCAUACAAUAUGUCUACUGUAGAAGAGGUUUUCUCAAAAGGAAAAUAUAUGCAGAGUGCUACAGUUGAACAGUCUCACACAAAGUGGGUACGAUACAAUGGGGAAAUUCCCAAUCCUCGACCUGGUGCAUGUAUAAACAAUGAAGCCAGAGCAUCAAACUACAUGAGUUCUCUGAAUUUACCAGACAAAACCUUGCAGUUUGUUAAAGAUCAUCCUCUAAUGGAUGACUCAGUGACCCCCAUGGGAGACAGACCUCGGCUAGUAAAACGAGACGUGAAGUAUACCCAGAUUGUAGUAGACAGAGUCACAGCACUCAAUGGCACCAUAUAUGACAUUAUGUUCAUUGGUACAGAUCGAGGAGCCCUGCACAAAGCUAUCAGCUAUGAAAAUGGAAUGCAUAUUAUUGAAGAAACACAGCUUUUUCCAAAUUUUGAGCCAGUCCAAACUCUUUUGCUUUCAUCUGGAACAGGCAGAAGAUAUCUCUUUGCUGGUUCAAAUUCUGGUGUGGUUCAGUCUCCGUUGGCAUUCUGUGACAAGUACACCACCUGUGUUGACUGUGUUUUAGCAAGGGAUCCUUACUGUGCCUGGAAACCCUCUGAAGCUUCCUGCACUGAUAUUUUUAAAGAAGAUAGAAUUGAAAGGAACUGGAUUCAGAACAUAGGUGGAGAUGCAUCUCCUUGUUCUGAUAAAGUAAGAGAGAAACCCCUACAGCAUACAUUCAAGCAUGGGAGCACAGCAGAACUCAAGUGUUCUCAAAAGUCCAAUCUGGCACAGGUAGUUUGGAAGUUCAAAGACGAUGUACUGAGAGUGGAGAGUCCCAAGUACCGUCUGUUGGAAAAGGCACUGCUCAUCUUCAAUUUGUCAGAAGGAGACAGUGGUGUUUACCAGUGUUUGUCAGAAGAAAAAGUGAAGAACAAGAAAUUUUCUCAAGUGCUGGCUAAGCAUGUUUUGGAACUGAAAAAAGUACAGCACACCACAGUGGGGCCCACAGCAGCACCUACACCAACAGAAGGUAAUAGUGAUGUGCCAAAAGUAUCAGCUGUAUCAUCUGAGGGUUCUACUGCUCACACCUCGACCACUCAUAUGGUACCAGUAACGACAGCACGGAUAGUAACAAAGCCCAUUGGAGCUGUCCUAUCAAGUGCAGCCUCCAACACAGAGCUCUUCAAUUCAAUUCCAGAUGCUGUCCCAGAAAAGACGAUGUUCCUCAAGUCAAACGAUAACUUCCUGUUGAUGUUCCUCUUCCUCUUCUUUUUCAUCCUCUUCUUAUGCCUGCUCUCCUACAACUGUUACAAAGGGUACUUGCCAGGGCAGUGCUUGAAAUUCCGCUCUGUCAUGCUGCUUGGCAAAAAGAAAACAAAGUCAGAUUUUUCUGACUGCGAGCAAAGUGUGAAGGAGACGCUGGUGGAGCAAGGCAGUGUCAGCCACCAGAGCGGGGAGCAGCCAAAGCCCGCGCACGACACUGGCUAUGAGACUGAGCCCGACUGCGGGAACAGCCAGCUGCAGGCUGGGGAUUCACAGGCAUCCCGGGAGGCCAAGGGCAAGCCCUUCGACGUCAAGUGUGAGCUCAAGUACGCCGACUCAGACGUGGAGGGGGACUGA